Messenger RNA from Striga hermonthica, 636 nucleotides. The record is from the annotation of a GenBank genome assembly. NCBI's taxonomy places the organism in Eukaryota, Viridiplantae, Streptophyta, Magnoliopsida, Lamiales, Orobanchaceae.
AUGGCGAUCGGUUCUUGCUUCUUAGGAUUAAAGCUCCAGGCUUGCGGGAUCCUUGGGACCGGUCUAAAUCGCUCGAGUAUAUCUCACAUGUCAUCGACAAAUGUGUCAGUGAAGCCAUUGGUGAUUCAGGCUAGAGCCAAUCAGAGGACCGAGAGUCCUAAGAUUCGCGACCGAAGAUUAAGAGAAAAGUUUAACGGGACAGCCACAAGGCCGAGGCUUUCGGUGUUUUGCUCAAAAAAGCAGUUGUAUGCUAUGUUAGUAGAUGACCAAAAGAAAAAGUGCUUGUUCUAUGGAAGCACUCUUCAGAAAUCCAUGCAAAAUGAUCAACUUUGCUCUACUGCUGAGGCGGCAAAACGAGUUGGGGAAGAGCUUAUCAAGAUGUGUGUGGAUCUCAACAUAAACGAGAUCUCAUCUUAUGAUCGAAAUGGCUUGGCUUACGGGCUCGGAACUGGGUUGCUGAGGUGUUGUUGGUCACUGGCACGAGUGUUGCGGGGACUGGCACAUGGGUGCUGUGACACGGGGCGCACAGACGCUGCACGACGGCACGCGGGCGCUAGGACAUGGCAUGGGUCGUCUGCGAGCGCUGGGCCGCGACAGUAUGUCUACGGGCGCUGGGGUGCAACGUGCGACACGUGA